Molecule: messenger RNA, 282 nt
Organism: Penicillium waksmanii
Lineage: Eukaryota; Fungi; Ascomycota; Eurotiomycetes; Eurotiales; Aspergillaceae
Exons: 1
Coding region: 1-282 (93 amino acids)
Source: RefSeq, a predicted model, not a curated record
AUGGCAUCAAUACAUCACCUUCCCAGCGAAAAGACGAAGUCAGACUUGGAGGGUUUGAAUGUCAGCGUCCCACCAACCGAUGCCACCGCGAAGAUUCUCGAGCCGCUAUUCUUUCUCCUAGCAGCCCGUCGAGGUCUGCGAGCAGACCCUACUUUCGAGUCUCUGAAUGUUCCAGAUGACAGGAUCAUCACCUCUACCGGCAAAUCUGGCCUGGAUAUAUUGAACACAGCCUCAUCUUUCGAUCGCAGCAUCGCAGCACUCGCGUGGCUCGCCGAAGGGUAA